Messenger RNA from Leishmania mexicana MHOM/GT/2001/U1103, 2502 nucleotides. Its product is annotated as 2,3-bisphosphoglycerate-independent phosphoglycerate mutase-like. Bases 1 to 2502 code for a protein of 833 amino acids. Gene Ontology annotation, molecular function: metal ion binding. NCBI's taxonomy places the organism in Eukaryota, Euglenozoa, Kinetoplastea, Trypanosomatida, Trypanosomatidae. The transcript has a single exon. The record is from RefSeq and is a predicted model, not a curated record.
AUGAACAUAGUAUGCUACCUCAUAUUUGUAUGCGGGACGCUGCAGCGUGGCGAGAACAACUACCCGUACUGGCUGGCCGAUGAGGCCGAGGCCGUCUUCGUGGCCCGUGCUCGCACCGUUAGCCGUUACCCCUUCUUCGUGAACCUUCUCCCCGACCACCCCGAGUGCUUGCCAUGUGUGCUGGACCUCCCUGACUGUAACGUGCCGGGAUGCGCGCAGGUCGAGGGUGAAGUCUUUUCCGUCUCGGCGAAGAUGAAGGCGUGGCUUGAUGUACUGGAGGACAUCUCCGGCGGGACGCACGUGUCUGUGCCCACGCUGGUGGAGGUGUGCGAGGCACCGAGCGCGUCAUUUCGGGCCCGCGGCGGAACCACCGCGGCGUCCCUCACGUGGCCAGCGGCGGUGGACGGGGAGGCGGUGACCGUGGAGGCUGCCUUGUACUUCCGCGCCAAGGGGUACCCGGACGACUGGUCAUCACCGACUCCCCGCAGCAGCUCCCGCCUUAUUUCAAAGUUCUCAGCUUCCAGCAUGUUGCGCCUUUAUGGCGACCGCUUCAACGGGGGCGUACCGGCGCAUCUCAGGGAGGACGGGAAUUGGGCCAAGGCAACGGCCAUGCAGACGGAGCUGAAUGCGCUGCCUGAGGCGCACUGGCCGCCGUCUACCAUUGCCUACCACGCUGCCGCCGCGAAGGCCCGCGUGGCUCAGCCGGCUGAGGGGGACACGAGUACCACCCCGCCGCCCAUUCCGUGCUACGGCGCCCCACUUUUUCCCAAACCGAUGAUUCUCUUCAUCAUCGACGGUAUCGGCGACAAUACGUACUGUGAGCUCGGCGGGCGCACACCGCUGGAGGUGGUGGCGGGGGUGCCGGCUGUGUCGCAGUGUGCGCCUUCUCCUGCCACCAAGGCUCCAACAGCGCAAUCGUUGAGUGUGAUGGAGGGGGUGCUCGCAGACAGUGCCAAUGCUGCGUUGCGCGAGACGCUCAACGAGCAUGUUACCUCUGGCAUCAAUAUUGUGAGCCGGUACGGUGUUAGCGGCCUCAUGGAUCCCUACAUGGCCGGCAAAAGCUGCGGCAGCGACACGGCCCACCUCAGCAUAUUCGGGUACUCCCCCACCAUGUACUAUCGUGGCCGUGGCGCCUACGAGGCACUCGGGGCGGGGCUGGAGCUGGAGGAGGAAGACGUCGCCUUCAAGUGCAACUUCGCUACCUUCGCAGACCGAACGGAGGAGCUGUAUGACGACGAGGACCCCGCACUGGAGGCGACGGCCUUGUCGUCGACGUCUUUGGCAGACCAGUAUGUUACCCAUCGCCGGUGUGACCGCGACUUCACGGUCGAGGGCCCGGCGCUCUGCAACGACCUCAACGGUACGACGGUGGCUGCUGAUCUGCAUGACAUCCCGUUCGACUACCCCCACACCAUUAAGAUGCAGUACGCUACGGAGCACCGCUGUGGGAUAGCGCUAAGCGGGGCACGGCGAGUCGUGCGCGCGGAUGGGUCGACGGAGUUGCUCGGCAUGCUGUCGGACAAGAUCACCGGUACAGAUCCACUCAUGGACGGGCGACUGCUUCUGCGCUGCAAGCCAACGGUGGGAAAGGGCCACCCCGAGUACGCCGCUGCCGUCUACACGUGCCGCCUUGUGGAGGCUGCCUCAGCUGCCUUGACACGCAGGCUCAAGGUGCACCCGGUGAACGAAGCUAGGCGCCAACACAACCGCACCGUCGCUGCGAGACUCGCGAAUGAAUCAGCUCUGGGAGGAUCAGAGACCAUGGCGCGCAAGAACUUGGCCAAUCUCCUCCUGUUCCGCGGCGCUGCCAAGAAGGGGUGGGUGCCGACGUUCGCGGUGCGCCACGGCCUUCACGGACUGAUCCUAGCCCCGACCUGCAUUAUCAAAGGUCUGGGCAUCUGCUGCGGGCUGCGCGGUGAAGUUUGCCGCGCGUGCGACCCCACCGGGCAAGAGUCUCUCCGUGGCGCCACAGGUGACUAUCAAUCGGAUCUCAUGGUCAAGGUGAGGGCCGCGCUGCACGCGCUGCGAAUCGAGUGCCCGUCAUCGCACGAGGCCGCGGUGACUGCUGCUGUGCAGUCGAAGGCUACGACACCGCAACAGGCGGGACGCAUAAUAGAUCCGCACUACAACUUUGUAGUGGUGCACGUCAAGGGCGUCGACAACGCCGGGCACGACAGGUGUCUGCAGCUCAAGCUGGAGAUGCUUCGGCGGUCUGGGCUGGCAAUGGAGGCGCUGUGGAGGGAGCUGCCUGCGGGGGCUACUAUGGCCGUCAUCGCGGAUCAUUCCACUCCGCUGGGAAUCGGUGACCACUGCUGCGAGCCGGUGCCGGUUUCGGUGGCAGUGAAGCGGACAACCUCUGAGGGUGCGCUGUCCGCGUGCCCUACCGACGGCGUCGAGUACUACAGCGAGGUGAAGGCCGCGUCUGGCGGUUUGGGACGUUUCCGCGGCGAAGAGCUGAUCCCUCUCAUGAAGCGCGUGCACCAUCACUAUCACUACGUCUGA